AUGCUGGCCGAUCUUCCGCCGGAGAUCCAGUCGCUCGUUAUCUCUUUUGUCCCCGCAAAUCGUGACAUUGCGGCCCUGUCGCACCAAUGCCGCCAGCUCUACUCGCUUUGUGACUUGGAACUGCGCCAAAGGUUCCACCGAAUCAAGGUUACCGCGAAAGAUGAGGACAUCGAAACGGUAUUCAAUCUGCUCAUAGAAAUCUUAAAGAAGCCUCGUCUGGGCACUUUUGUAAAUCACAUCGAGUGUCCCGUCCUGACGACCAUCACCCACGAGUGGACGGGGACGCCUCAGCGACACCUAGCAGAAGAGGAGAUGAAUCUUGUCCAAAGCAUGGUUCGAGAAGCGGGAUUUGAGGGUCUGGAAAAAGAGCGCGUGGUCAGUAUGCUUCUGCAGAAAACGGCAAAGGUAGAGACAUCGAACGCUCUGGAUUUUGCGGCAUAUCGCUAUUCAAAGGCCUGCGAGACAUUCAUUUCUCAGGCUUUCGUUACAUCUCUCAUGAUCGUAUGUCCGAACCUACAGUCCUUGGCUAUUACAUUGCCCUUCGCGUGCUAUGACCCCAUAUACUGCCCGGAUAUUGCAAUGCCACUCGACCUGUUUCUUCGCCGGAUGCUAUCUAUCCAAAUGAGCCCUGAACCGGUGCCGUACCUGCGCCAACUGCGCCACGUUUAUUUCAUCAACCUCGACAAAACAGGAGAUGGUCGCUCUUAUGUCCAUCUGGAAUUUGGGGGUGGUAUGAUGCUAUUUGGCAAUCUUCCGUCUAUUGAAUCUGCCGCGACAGAUGCAGUUGAGUUACCCGACCUUGAGCCUCCACUCCCUGAAGAGUCCAUCGACAUCAGCAAGAUCUGCAUAAAGCAUUCCUCUCUUAAUUCCAACUAUCUUGUCCGGCUUAUCUUAAUGCCCAGGGUUCUGAAGGAGUUUCGGUAUUCUGUUGGUGGCAGGGAAAGCAUUGAGGGGGGUUAUCCGAUGUUCAAUCCCAAGGCUGUCAUUAAGGCACUCUGCGGGCAUAAACAAAGAUUACAGACUCUUGAUGUUGAUGUUGAAGGUGAAUGUCUCCCUUUUCAACUCAAGGAAGAGGACUGGGAAGCCGAGAUGGAUAGCCAUGGAAGUGCGUGGGACCUUGGCGAAGACGAGGAAAUGAUCAAGCUGAUUAAACGGGUCUGGUCGCGGAGCGGGUCACUCCAAGACUUUGUGGCUCUGAAAUAUUUGAGCCUGAGUAUCAACUUCCUGCUGUACUUGGCCAAGGGCGUCAGUGGCGAACCCGACGAAAAGUGCGAAAAGCGCCCCCUGGUCGAUUGUUUGCCGCCGAAACUCGAACAUAUUUGUGUCCGAGGCUACAAAAGAGGCGUAAACGAAGACCAUGAUGCGCAGAUGGAUGCUCUUGUGUCGCUCUGUGAAUCGGGAUUGUCUACACUGAAGACAAUUGAGGGUGUGAAAAAGGUGAUUCCCAAUGCGGUCACGAUUGAAGACAUCGACGAGGAUGGCGAUCUACUUUGGAAGUCCAAGUACGAAAGCUCGGAUUAUGAGUCCUGA
This is a messenger RNA of Penicillium argentinense, 1530 nucleotides long. RefSeq lists its product as uncharacterized. NCBI's taxonomy places the organism in Eukaryota, Fungi, Ascomycota, Eurotiomycetes, Eurotiales, Aspergillaceae. The record is from RefSeq and is a predicted model, not a curated record. The transcript has 2 exons. Bases 1 to 1530 code for a protein of 509 amino acids.